Messenger RNA from Triticum urartu, 1171 nucleotides. Its product is annotated as protein YABBY 6. The record is from RefSeq and is a predicted model, not a curated record. Gene Ontology annotation, biological process: multicellular organism development; cell fate commitment; abaxial cell fate specification. NCBI's taxonomy places the organism in Eukaryota, Viridiplantae, Streptophyta, Magnoliopsida, Poales, Poaceae. Gene Ontology annotation, cellular component: nucleus.
AUUUCUCAUCCUCCACCCCCCCUCUCUCUCUCUCUCCCCUCUCCUACUCUCUCUCUCUCUCUCUCUCUCUCUCUCUCCUCUCCUAGCCAUAGCAUCAAUAAAACCUGGAAAGAGGAAAGCUAGACAGCUCAAUUUCUCCUUCCUCUCUGCCCAUACAUAUCUCUCUCUCCAUCGAUCUAACCUACACACACAGAGAAAGAGAGAGAAGCAGCAGUAGCACAUGUAACCUAGCUAGCCUGCAGUUCUCCGCGCCAACGCUUCUUCUUCUUGGCUGCCGCCUGGUGAACCUCGCCGUAGUCUGAACGGCUAGGGGGGCAGCGAGGCGGCGGCUCCAGGGGAUAAUCAGGAGGAAUGUCGUCGUCGGGCCAGAUCACGCCGGUAGAAGAAGUCUGCUACGUCCACUGCAACUUCUGCAACACCGCACUCGCGGUGAGUGUCCCUGGGAACAGCAUGCUCAACAUUGUGACAGUCCGGUGUGGGCACUGCACAAACCUACUUUCCGUGAGCCUGAGAGGGCAGAUGCACUCACCAGUCCCUCCCGCACCACAGGUCCAGGAGAGUAGCCUGAGCAAGCCCAAUGGCAUGAACAGCUUCAUUCGCGAUCACAGCAGCGUCUACAAUAACCCGGAGUUUGGUUCGUCUUCUUCUUCAUCGUCGUCCAAAUUCCGGAUGCCGACGAUGAUGUUCUCGUCGCAAAACGAUCUGCUGCAGGAACAAACGCUGCACGCACGUCCUCCGGAGAAGAGGCAGCGUGUUCCUUCGGCGUACAACAGAUUCAUCAAGGAAGAGAUACGAAGGAUCAAAGCAAACAACCCCGACAUUAGCCACAGGGAAGCCUUCAGCACUGCCGCAAAGAACUGGGCACAUUACCCAAACAUCCAUUUUGGUCUAAACCCCGAGCGCGACGGUGGCAAGAGGCUGGCCGUCGACGAUGCCGCGCCGGCUGCCAAGAAGAUCCAAGGUUUCUGUUCAUAGACACGGCGGUGGGGAGUCCAAACAACAAGAACAAUUGUAUCUAUAUAUAGUAUCAGUAUAUCGCAUAUGUGUAUACGUACCGCAUGUGAGUAAGUAAAGAUGCAAAGGAAAAGAGAAAUCGCUACGUACCUUACCUUAUACAAUUGUACGUACAUAUAUGGUGAUCGAGUGAAUAAAUAAUUAGUCUGUCUUUUUA